GCCCGCCUGGUCCGGAGUUCCUCGCGCGACACACCGGCCUCCAGCCUCUAGUCCGGGAAGGCCGCUGCGGGCGGGCGGGCGGGUCGGUGACCGGGGGCUCCCGCCGCGCCAGAACCCGGAGCCCGGAAGCCGCGCGCCGCCGCCGCCAUGAGCGGCCCCCUGCGGCCGAGCCCGAGCAGCUGGCGCCGGGCGGCCUCCGUCGUGCUGGCGGCGGGCUGGACGCACCCGGGGCCCGCCGCCUGGUCGCCCGCCGAGGGCUUCCGGCUGCUGCUGCUGCAGCGCUCCCCGAGGCAAGGCUUCAUGCCCGGGGCGCACGUCUUCCCGGGCGGCGUGCUGGACGCGGCGGACCGCUCGGCCGACUGGCUGCGCCUCUUCGAGCCGCACCACGCGCCGCCGCGCUUCGGCCUGGGCCCGGCGCCGCCGCCGCCCUCCGCCUUCCCGGGGCUGCCCGCCGCCGGCGCCGCGGACGGGGACGCGAGCGGCGCGGCGCUGCCCGAUGACGUGGCCUUCCGCAUCUGCGCCAUCCGCGAGGCCUUCGAGGAGGCCGGCGUGCUGCUGCUGCGGCCCAGGGGCUCGCGGCCGUCGGCGCCCGAGCCGGGCCGCGCCCUCGCGCCGCCGCCGGGUGGGGCGUCGAGCGGGGCGCCGCGGGAGCCUCCAGCCGGCCGGGGACCGGGCGUCGGGCCCGCAGCCUGCAGGCCGCCGCCAGGACCCGGGGCCGCGCCCUCUGCUCUCCCGGCCUCAGGGGCCCGGGGCCUCGUCUGUCGGUCCCCCGCGGGGCCGCUGCCCCAGCCGAGGGCCGCCCGGCUCCCCGCCAGCGCUUCACGAGCUCAAGGCACGUUAAUGAUAAUUGUACAUCUUCAGUUAGAUUUUAGGUGCCGAUCUAAUGAUCUCAGAUCUUGCAUUGUCUGUGGAACAGUUAGGAAAUCCUCCCUUUGUCUUCCGCAGUGGUCAUCUCCGUCAGAGGCAACUGAAAGUUUCAUAUCAGAAGAGAUUUGGUUGGCACCCCCACAGUUCUACGAAAUAAGAAGACUCCAGAACUUUGCCUCUCUCUCUGACUUGCACAAAUUUUGUUUGGAUCGUGCAACAGAAGGGCCGGAAAGGUGGCUGCCGAUCACGUGCUUAACUGCUGAUGGGAGGCUCCAGCUUCUACCCGGAGAUGAACUGUACUUAGAAGAUUCAUACUUUUUAGAAAAUCCUUUGUCCACUGAAAAAAAGACUGAAGAAGUUAUGAAGGAAGGCAAGAAAUUUCACCGAAUAGUAAUACACAGUCCUCAUGUUUACAGUAUCCACGUGACUGUUCAGUCAAAGUGUAAACACGUCUAUCCUAAGAACUAUGUAGUAAGUAAGAGCCGUUUGUAGAGUACUGCUUUGUGUAAACUGACUACCUGAUGUUGCCCUGAUGGCUACUGAGGCUUCACUGGACUUGCUUGGAACUUUGGGCCUGUAAAAGUUAUAGUGUAGCCUUUCAUAUUUCAGGUGUAUUAUGGAGCACUCUUGCUUAUUUAUUCUUUAAACCCUACAGGAAUUAAUGAUCUUGUUACCAAAACAAGAAAAAAUUCACCAGGUUUUCCACUCCUGUAUUGUUUCAUUAUCAAAAGUGUAAACAAGAUGUUCUCUCGCCAUUAUCUUUAACUGUCCGGUGGAUUAGCACUUCCUGGAUGUGCCUAGGAGAAUGAUCCGUGAAUUCUUUAAAUUUUCUGCUGAAAUUAAUUUAAGGGUGUCUGAUUACAUAGGGAACAGUAGACUGAGAUGAUCUUCAAGUGACAGUCAUUAUUUUCUUACGUCUUUAGCCUGAUGGUUAAGAUACAAUUCUGUUCAAAACCAAAUGGCAUUAGUUAUUAGGUUUACCAAAUUGGAAACCGAUUUCAGUUACUAUUUUAAAGAAAUAUGAGGGCAUAGAAAACUAUGAUUCUUUUUACUCUGCCAGUAAGUGAAUACGGAGAGGUUAGAGAGAUGCAGAACUGUGCAUCAUUUACUGGCAUUUAUUAAUGAUGUGUAUUUUCAGUAUUUUUAAUAGGGGUAAUUUUUUCACUUCCUCUUAUGGGGAAAAAUCUUUAUUGAUUAAAGAUGAGAAAUGGUUAAGACGCUAAUUCUGUUUCAGAUCUUUGACUAUUAUGCUGUGUAUAAUGGAUGUCGUUUUCCAUGAAAUAUCUUACUUUUCCUACCUAUAAAAUAGAAGUAUUGAUAAAUAAA
Messenger RNA from Equus quagga, 2193 nucleotides. It is a transcript of the gene NUDT19, whose product is annotated as nudix hydrolase 19. The coding region runs from base 148 to 1359 and encodes 403 amino acids. The transcript has 4 exons. The record is from RefSeq and is a predicted model, not a curated record. Lineage: Eukaryota; Metazoa; Chordata; Mammalia; Perissodactyla; Equidae. Gene Ontology annotation, cellular component: mitochondrion. Gene Ontology annotation, molecular function: hydrolase activity, acting on acid anhydrides, in phosphorus-containing anhydrides.